UGGACACCAACUCUUUUGAGGAACUGCUGCACAACGUGGAACCGCUCAUAAGGAGGCAGGACACGCCUUUCCGUUCUACGAUUGAACCCGGCGAAAGACUUGCCAUUACGCUGAGGUACUUAGCUACAGGAGAAACCAUGACAUCACUGAAGUACUAGUUCAGGAUCUCCGACAACACAAUAUCUGGUAUUGUUCGAGAUGUGUGUCGUGCAAUCUGGACCACACUGCACCAACAGUAUGUGAAGGUUCCCCAGACAGAAGAAGAAUGGGAAGAUGUCAAGAAAUGCUUCUGGGAGCUUUGGCAGUUUCCGAACUGCAUUGGAGCACUUGACGGCAAGCACGUCGUCAUUUCUCCACCACCACGUUCAGGAGCUUUGUUCCGAAAUUACAAGCAGACAUUCAGUAUUGUACCGAUGGCUCUUGUAGACGCUGUGAUGAAGUUGUUGUACGUGGAUGUUGGCAGGAAUGGUCGCAUGAACGACGCUGGCAUCUGGUCCCAGAGUUCAAUGAAGGAGGCAAUAGAGUCCGGCAACCUAAGAAUCCCAGGGCCGCAAGCAUUACCUCAUUCUUCUCGUGAGACGCCAUCUGUGUUAGUUGGCGAUGAGGGAUUUGGGUUAAAGACCUAUCUGAUGAGACCCUACCCUUCAAGGGACCUUCACCAGAAGAAAAGAGUUUUCAACUACAGGUUGUCACGUGCCCGUCGGAUAGUUGAAAACGCUUUUGGGCUCCCGGCUAACCGAUGGCAGAUAUUCAGAGCCCCAAUCAGACACCAACCAGAGCGUGUCAUUGCCAUAGUAAAAGCAGCUGUUGCACUGCACAACCUUCUUCGAUCAAAGACUUCAACCAGAGCUUUAUACUCUCCACCUGACAGUAUUGACGCUGAAGAUGUCUCUACUCGAACCAUUCGCACAGGGACUCUUCACCAGACAGAAAGUGUCAAUCAAGCUCUGCAGAAACCAAACAAUGUCGGCUGCAGAUGUUCACAGGAUGCAGCGGCUGUACGAGACACGUUGAAAGAGUACUUCUUUGAUGAAGGAGCUGUCAGUUGGCAAUGGAAGUUUACUUAAAUGGCAGCCAUUCGCAAUAUCACAGCAUUCUGUCGCUGAGCCCUUGCUGCAGCGCAAUUCACGUGUAAAUAAAUUGUUCGCAAC
Molecule: messenger RNA, 1151 nt
Organism: Ornithodoros turicata
Lineage: Eukaryota; Metazoa; Arthropoda; Arachnida; Ixodida; Argasidae
Exons: 6
Coding region: 414-1067 (217 amino acids)
Source: RefSeq, a predicted model, not a curated record